AUGGAGCAGAAACACAUGGCGACCUUGUUACGAGCAUUCCGCGUCGACUGCUCUGACCUCACCGUUAUUAACGGGUUCGAUCUCCCACCGGACAAAGCAACAGUAGAAGAGUUCCGAGAGCUGGUGGCGCCGUUCAAGGAUGGUGGAGCAGAGAAGCGAGGCCUUAUCAAUGAUGAAGAAAUGCAAAAUCUUCAUCAAAAAACCAGUCGUUACCUACGAACGAAGGAACUGCUUCAUCAGCAUAGUAGCAAUGCAGAUCUUGUCAUAGUGACCCUACCGAUUCCUCGCCGAUCUGUCACGUCAGCUUCUCUGUACAUGUCAUGGUUGGAAAUGAUGAGCCGAAAUCUUCCGCCAACGCUUUUUGUCCGAGGAAAUCGAACAUCUGUUUUGAGUUAUUUCAAAUAA
Messenger RNA from Cooperia oncophora, 405 nucleotides. The record is from the annotation of a GenBank genome assembly. NCBI's taxonomy places the organism in Eukaryota, Metazoa, Nematoda, Chromadorea, Rhabditida, Trichostrongylidae.